Molecule: messenger RNA, 2148 nt
Organism: Mycotypha africana
Lineage: Eukaryota; Fungi; Mucoromycota; Mucoromycetes; Mucorales; Mycotyphaceae
Product: kinase-like domain-containing protein
Exons: 7
Coding region: 1-2148 (715 amino acids)
Biological process (GO): intracellular signal transduction; protein phosphorylation; regulation of MAPK cascade
Cellular component (GO): cytoplasm
Molecular function (GO): ATP binding; protein serine/threonine kinase activity
Source: RefSeq, a predicted model, not a curated record
AUGGCAGAAAUCAUCAAAGAGGGUUAUAUAUCUGUAAAAGAAGACGGUCUAAGAGCAUGGAUUUGGUCGAAAAGGUUCUGCGUCUUACGAGAUCAAGCUUUGACCUUUCAUCGAAAUGAACAAUCUGGGCAAUGCGUUGCUUUAAUAUUUCUGAAAGAAAUCACUUCAGUGACAAGAACUGACUUGAAGCCUUAUUGUUUUGAAGUGGCCACAGGAGAUAAAACCUACUAUCUCGCGUGUAAAAAUGAUGAAGAACUCUAUUCUUGGAUGGACGAAAUCUAUAAUCGAUCCACUGUUGGUGUUGGAGCUUCAGUUCCUACAAACUUUGUUCAUGAAGUGCACGUUGGCUUCGAUCCUAACACUGGUGCCUUUACAGGUUUACCUGAUCAAUGGACAAAACUACUCAAAGGGUCAGCCAUCACUGCAGAAGAUGCGGCCAAAAAUCCUCAAGCCGUUUUGGAUGUAUUAGAAUUCUACACGGAACAAACAAGGAAGGAGGCUGAGGAAUAUGGUACCUCCAAUCUCCAGGGUGCAGUGGAAAGAAGAAGUGAUGGUCGUUGGGCAGCUUUAGUGAAUGACCCUCGUUCAAAUCCAUCCUCCCCUACUACUCCCACCAGUGCCAACAGGCCAUAUAACAACAACAACAAUUUGCCAUCUCAACAUCGUCCCGCUCCACCUCGACCUGCCCCACCUCGUCCCGCUCCAGCACCACCUAUGAUGAAUGGUGCUAAUGAACAAGACAUGAACGAGAUGAUGGAUGAGCUCUCUAUAAGAACCCCAAAAUCUCCAAAAUCGCCCAUGGGCCCUCCUUCACCAGGAUAUCCUAAUUUCAACUCUAGUAAUAACAAUGGCAACAGAUACCCACCUAAACCAGAGCCUACCAAGUCAUCCACAUUAUCAUCUAGUACGAGUAAUAGCAAUAACAACAAUAGAGUACCUGCUCGAACAACAAGUAUAUCAGCUUAUGAUGAACGUAUCAUGUAUGAACGCGAGAAACUAGAAAUUGAAAUGCGCGAAAGAGAGAGACAGAUAAGAGAGCAACAACAAAGACAGCAACAUCAAAAAUUACGCGAGAAAGAGCAGCAGCAGCAGCAGCAGCAGCAACAGCAGCAGCGAUUAUUACGUGAACAGCAACAAUUACAACGCGAGCGAGAGAAAGAAAGAGAAAGAGAACGUGAAAGAGAAAGAGAAAUUCGCGAACGGGAAAGGGAAAAGGCUCAGCAACAAAUGUCGAAGAAGAAGGUAGAGCAGCGUAUCAGUACAAUGUCAGAAGCACAAGUGAUGGAAACGCUGAGAAAUGUAGUGGCGAAAGGCGAUCCUAAUGAAUCUUACAAAAAACUGAAGCGAGUAGGCCAAGGUGCCUCUGGUUCGGUUUAUGUUGCUUUGUCUCUGGCAACCAAUACAAAAGUGGCUAUUAAACAAAUGGAUCUAGCACAUCAGCCUCGUAAAGAUUUGAUCGUUACAGAGAUCAUGGUGAUGAAAGAAUCUCAGCAUCCAAAUAUCGUUAAUUAUUUGGAUUCAUUUUUAUUGAAUAAUGCUGAUUUGUGGGUCAUUAUGGAAUAUAUGGAAGGUGGUGCAUUAACCGAUGUCAUUGAUAACAACACAAUGACAGAACAGCAAAUUGCCACAGUUUGCCAUGAGACAACCGCUGGUCUUUUACAUUUACAUUCCAGAAAUAUUCUACAUAGAGAUAUCAAAUCAGAUAACAUUUUACUUAAUGCUCAUGGUCAAGUAAAGAUUUCUGAUUUUGGUUUCUGUGCUAAACUUACUGAUCAACGCAGUAAACGUGCUACCAUGGUGGGUACUCCUUAUUGGAUGGCUCCUGAAGUCGUGAAACAGAAAGAAUAUGGCGCAAAAGUGGAUAUUUGGUCUUUGGGAAUCAUGGCCAUUGAGAUGAUUGAAAACGAACCACCUUAUUUGGAUGAAGAACCUUUAAAGGCUCUUUAUUUGAUCGCUACGAACGGUACACCUACGUUGAAACAUCCUGAGAAACUAUCCAGAGAAUUGAAGGCUUUUUUGGCAGUGUGUUUGUGUGUGGAUGUAAGAUCAAGGGCGACAGCAGAAGAGUUGAUGAAUCACGAAUUUCUAAAGAAAGCCGGACCAUUAGAGACAUUGGCACCUUUACUCAAGUUCAAAACAAGACAUUAG